Messenger RNA from Brassica napus (rape), 2268 nucleotides. Its product is annotated as precursor of CEP16. The record is from RefSeq and is a predicted model, not a curated record. Gene Ontology annotation, biological process: innate immune response; regulation of developmental process. The coding region runs from base 283 to 612 and encodes 109 amino acids. The transcript has a single exon. Lineage: Eukaryota; Viridiplantae; Streptophyta; Magnoliopsida; Brassicales; Brassicaceae.
CCUCGUAAAACUUGUGUUUUCUUGUAGUGUUUAGUUACGUGAGCGUAACUCAAUACUUAUAGUUUACGUGAAUAUGAUCUCUCCUUGUUGAAAUUUAUGGAGGUGGCGGCAAAUCAACAGUUCCAAGAAACAGAAAAUUAGAGACAUCCACUGAUAUUAUUCCCUCACACUCAUCUUUCUUGUACACUAUAAAUACUUCUAAACCCUACGCUAAACUUUAUCAUGAUCAUCAUAUUAAAUACAUAUAGAGAUUUAUAUAUUCGUGCUACGAUUACAUAAAUCAUGGUGAUUGCUAAGAACCGCACAGAGCACUACGUAGUAUUGGUCCUUGUUCUGAUAAAUAUGGUGGGAUCAGUGUUACUAGCCACUGAAGGACGACCGGUCAAGUAUAGUUCGACAGCUUUGACCCAGUUAAGAGAUUCACCUGUGUACAAUGGAAGCGUAAUGUCUAAGCUUAAACCAGUUGAGUCAUCUGCACAAGAUGUUUCUUGGCUAGCCACGGUGAAGCAGUCCGGACCAAGCCCAGGGGUUGGUCAUCAUCGAGCCAAAGGAUACAAGACCUUUGGACGAGUCAGAGACGAAUCUGGUCCUAGUCCUGGUGUUGGACACUAAAGAACAAGGCCUACAAAUUUAAAUUAUAAGAAUAUAUAUGCAGAUAUAAUAACUUUACCAUGUUUUAGUAGCCUUUAAGAUGUAACCUUCUUCCAAUUUUUAUGUUUUUCUCCUUUUACUCUUAUCUUGUCUCUAUUCUCUACGUAAUAAUCAUAUAACCAAGCUUUUAUUAUGUUUUCUACAUAUUUCCAAACGACAAUUUGACAGAGGUAUUCAACACAACGAUAUGCAUUGCGAUUUGCCUAAGAGAAUUCUUCUUUAGUUUCAAGCAAAAUGCAAAUAUUACAAUUGAGCAGAAAAUGAGAUUUUGGCAAAAAAAAUGUGAUUUUGAGGUUGUGACAGAAAAAAAUGUAAUUUGACAGUGUCAACAGGAAAGAUAUAUUUGCAAUUUAGUGAGAAAAUACGAUUAGGCAGUUCUGGAAGAAAAUAUAAAUUUGUAGUUUUGGCAUGAAAACGAGGGUUUGCAGUUUUUUUAGGAGAAAUACAAUUUUUGGUCGGAGGAAAAAUAUGAUUAUUUAAAUUUUGGGGAAAGUGUGAUAUUUGUGACAGAAAGUGUGAUAUUUGUGACAGAAAAUGUAAUUUUAUUAUUUUGGCGAAAAAAUUUAUUUAUAUCAUAAUUAUUUAUUUAUCUUAAACUUGGAUCUAAAUAUUUUAUUUGGACAUGAAUGAAUUUCUCGUUUGUUAUUUUUGACAAGUUCAUCAUUAUUCAGAUGCACCAAUUAGUUUUAUCUGAAUGAUAUAUAAUUUUUGACUAAAAUUUUAAAAUGUAUUUGGUUGAAUCAUUUGGAUGAUGUUCAUUUUGUGUCAAAGUGAACAUCAUCAAUUCUCAUCUUUGUGAAUAUUCGGAUAGAUAAACGAACAUACCCUAAGCUGAGUGCUAGAAGGAUUCAAACUAAAGAUGGAGGAAAGCCAUUAAAUCCGUACGACCACUUGUUGAGACUGGGGGGCCACUACUGGUCAAUAACUGCAAGCUUGCAACGUAGUGUGAGCUAUCCUUAAAUUUGAUGUAGGUAAAACUCUUAAUUAUUUAUGUUCCCAAAGAUUUGAUAAUUUCAGGAAGCCAAAUACAGUAUGUCUAAUCCGUAGUAUAAGUAAGAAAAUGCAUGUAAUGAUGAUAUUAUAUGGUCACUGUAUAUAUUAAUAUCUUGAUAUUAAUACAACCACAUGUUACAACCUUUGAGAUUAAAGUUCGUAAAUCUUGUGAGUUGUAAGAAAAAAACACCAGCAAAGAUGGCAAGCAAAAUUUGGAAAAUGAUGGCAAGCAAAAUUUGGAUUUGAAAAAUUUGGAAAAUGACACAAAUCUUUCCAUUGUGGAAAAAGGCAAAAGUUUUAGGCCCUUUAGAUUUUAAUUAAAAAAAUUUAAAAGAUUUUCACACUAAAAAAAUUGAAGUUUUACAUGAAAACAACAGAAAUUAAAAAUAAGAAAAUACAACAAUAGAGAAAAUUAUCAAUGGGCUCGAAUAAAAAUAGUUCGAAUGACCUAACUCACAAAAAGCACAGACCAACAACUUCUGAAACCUUAGAGCUCCACUUGAGACAGAACCCAUGCACACACCCGCUCGGAACGAGGAUCACCAAGGCCACCAUGAAGCUAAAAGGACUGGAAACACCAGAAAGAUUGGUACAAGAGCACAUCUACAGAACAUCUACCUGAAA